AUGUUAGCCAAUCCACAUAGCAAUCUGCACGAGCGUUAUCGACAACAUCGUCGGCAGAUCUCAACCCCCAAUGCGCUGGAAGCCGCCAAAGUUCCUACCCUUCCAGCACAGGCAUUGCAGCGAAUCAAUGCGCAUCGCCGUGGACAGAGUCUCGACCAACGACCUUUGCACGUCCAACGUCCUCGACCUAUGCACGAUGGGGCCGUUUCCAUUACUAACGCAACAGCAACUCAGCAGCACCAAAUCCUUGCCGGGGGAGCGCAGCAUCCCCGAUUCUCGCAAUCGGCGCAUUUCCCCCAGCACUCCUCUCCCAUGCCCGUGAUGCCUGAAUGCCCGUCUUUGACCUCGGAAGACUUGCAAGCAUUAUCCAAUUCUACCAGCAAUGCGAACCAUCCGGGCAUGGCUUACAUGAAUUCGAGCUUCAUUACCAUGGGAAAUCCGAGCUUGGGGAUUCGACCAAUGGAUAACAAUCUAAAUCUGAUGCAACAGCAGCAGCUGCAAAAUGCUCACGUCUCAUGCGUCAAUAGCCUUGAUGGCCAAAUCCUCGACAACGGUGCCUGGAAUUUCUACCAGCAAGGCCAGCUCCCUACGACGCUUCGGUCUCAAGUCAACAACCUUUCGACCGAUGGGAGACGACAGUCUGUUCAGUCAGAUAUCACCCCCUCGCAACGACCGCAUACCCCCAAGCAGGCAAAUACGCGUAAGUUAUCCGUUCAGUCAUACUGGUCAUUUUUCUCCCAGCCACUAACGACCGAUCCAGACUACUUUCCCAUAACGCCAGCGACAACUCCGUUCAAGAAACCAGCGGAACUUGCUCAGUAUAGUACGGACAUGCAGUCCACCCCCUCCAAGGAGACAGGCCGCUCUGCACCCGCAUCAGCCCAGUCGGCAUACAUGCAACGAGCCAAAUCCCUCCAAGGAGUUGCCGGGUCUACCUUUUCCAACUCCAAAAUCGAGAUGCCCUCCCCCCCGAACACUGCUUCAUUUGAAAUUGACAAUUUUGAUGCGUUUAGCAGUCAGCAGGGUUCCAGUUUCGAAAUUUCCGAGUCAGAGAAUUUAUCGCAGAGUCACUAUGCCUCGUCGUCAGCAACCUCGUCCUUUCAAUCCUCCCCAGAGCUAGCCGCCAUGCCAAGCCCAGAAGACAAUCAUGAGAAGGCUCAUAAACUGCCCAUCUUCCCUGCCGCGUCGAGUCGGGCAACCCACAGGAAGGCGCUGAGUACCAGCUCCAGUUCCUCCUUGACGAAACCCCGGCUCUCUCCAAGAGUGGCUUCAAUUGAUAGCCUUAACCUUGAUGCUAGGGUUCAUGCUUCUAUCAAAGAGACUGGGAUCACCAUCGAUGAGAUAGCCUCCUACAUCUCUGGCCCCGACCCGGAGGAUGGAAAGUGGGUUUGCCUUCACCCCGGCUGCGAACGGCGGUUCGGAAGAAAAGAGAAUAUUAAGUCACACGUCCAAACCCACCUUGGUGAUCGCCAAUAUAAAUGUGAUCAUUGCAACAAGUGCUUCGUUCGUGGACAUGACCUGAAGCGUCACGCCAAGAUUCACACUGGAGACAAACCAUAUGAAUGUCUUUGUGGCAACGUAUUCGCUAGGCACGAUGCUCUGACUCGGCACAGACAACGAGGAAUGUGCAUCGGCGGUUACAAGGGUAUUGUGCGCAAGACAACAAAACGUGGUCGUCCAAAGAAACAUCGACCAGAGUUGGAGGAGAGACAGGACAAGGCAGCCAAGACACGCCAGAGAGUCGCCGGGAAGUCAUCCCUUGACUCCUCGUCCGGGUGUGUUGAUACCCCCAACUCGCCGCCUUCCGAAAUCCUUGAGAAUAUGAGUCUUCACGGUGGAUCGAGCCCCAAAGAGGAUAUGCCCGUGUUCAUCCAACCCAACUUUUCCUUGCCUCCAUCGGCGUUUACUUUCACGCCUCCUGCGUCUCCGCGACAGAGUCUUGGAAACCAGCCAUCGCCCGCUCAGAGUCGCCGCUCACUCACACCCAGUAGCGAGGAUGAAAUGCUGCCUUUGUCGCCCUCCAAGCGCCCCCUCGAGAAGAUUGUUGAAGAACCGAGCCUGCCUUUCAUUUCGAAUGCCGACCCAUAUACCGAUAUUGCUACCUCCACCGCCGAGCUGUCUUCUCCACAUACGGCUCCCACCUUGGCUGAUUCGUCUCACGGCUCCGACCUCGAUAUCUUCAUCAGCACGGACAGCUCCGCCAACUUCAAGCAUGAAUUUCCCGAUCUGAGUGACCCCGACAUGGCCGCUUUCCCCGACUAUGUCAAUGGGUCUACUUUCGAGCCCGGACUGGAUCUGUUCUCGAGCAAGACAUUCUCUGCCGGUACCUCGAUGAACGAGGACUUCUUUUCACUCCAAUUCCAGGUUGAUGAUAUGACCAAAGAAUUCUUCAUGGACUGCUAG
Messenger RNA from Aspergillus fischeri NRRL 181, 2403 nucleotides. RefSeq names its product putative C2H2 transcription factor (Swi5) (gene ace2). Bases 1 to 2403 code for a protein of 800 amino acids. The record is from RefSeq and is a predicted model, not a curated record. NCBI's taxonomy places the organism in Eukaryota, Fungi, Ascomycota, Eurotiomycetes, Eurotiales, Aspergillaceae. The transcript has a single exon.